This is a messenger RNA of Pseudoliparis swirei, 5266 nucleotides long. RefSeq names its product microtubule associated monooxygenase, calponin and LIM domain containing 2a (gene mical2a). The transcript has 22 exons. NCBI's taxonomy places the organism in Eukaryota, Metazoa, Chordata, Actinopteri, Perciformes, Liparidae. Gene Ontology annotation, molecular function: protein binding; FAD binding. Bases 610 to 3933 code for a protein of 1107 amino acids. The record is from RefSeq and is a predicted model, not a curated record.
AGGCGUGUGUAUCAGAAUGCUUUCCUCCUGAUAUGUGUAAUGAGUUAUUGGCGUAAUUUCUUUUAGUUUUUUUGCAGAUAAGCUUUUGCACAUACCUUUUUUUAAUAACUUUUUUUGUGUGUAUCUAAUCUUGGCCUAGCUUUUAUUUGGAUCCAGUUUCGUCGAGUUGCAGUCCAAUAACAUUUGAUUCAAUCCCAUGAAACCAAACCUGAAUGAGUUCUCAUUUACUCGCAGGCUUUCCGCAGGCGGCGGGUGGCCGCUUAGGGAGUGCACUUUGCCUUGACGUGACAAAGCCUGGAUCCUCUGGACCAAGCAGCAGCCACAGGAGCUGCCUGCUGUGGGAUAUGUGCGAGUUUGCAGCCCCGCCCUCAAACACUGGACACAGCUGCACAGAGAACCGGCUGCCUGUCAGCCUGACUGAGGACCGACACACUUCCCACAGCAGUCCGUGUUUGAAGUCACUUGAAGGAAGAGGAGUUUGGAUUGAGUGGACUUUUGAGACUGGGCAUGACGGCGAGGGCCAAGCUGAGGGUGUGACCACAUCUGGCACAGACUGCUGAAGUAAGCAGGAGCCUCGGCACAUUAAACCAUCUACUGCAGCGGGGAAGGAUGGGAGAGGCAGAGGAGGAGAGGGAUAAUGUGGGAAAGCUGUUUGAGGACUUUGUUCAGGCCUCGACCUGUAAGGGAACCCUUCAGGCCUUCAGCGUCCUCUGUCGGAGGCUGGACAUCGACCCUGCGGACAAUGACACCUUCUACAGCAGUCUGAAGGCGAAGGUCACCUCCUGGAAGGCCAACGCACUCUGGAGUAAACUAGACAAGAGGACGUCCCAAAAGGAGUAUAAGAAUGGCCAAGCCUGUAUGGAGACCAAGUGCCUCAUCAUCGGAGGAGGCCCCUGUGGCCUGCGGACAGCCAUUGAGCUCGCGUUGAUGGGCGCCAAAGUGGUGGUGAUCGAGAAGAGGGACUCCUUCUCCAGGAACAACGUGCUGCACCUUUGGCCCUACACCAUUCAUGACCUACGGGGCCUCGGGGCCAAAAAGUUCUAUGGCAAAUUCUGCGCAGGAGCCAUAGACCACAUUAGUAUUCAGAAGCUGCAGCUGGUCCUUCUGAAGGUCGCUCUGAUUGUUGCUGUGGAGUUUCACGUCAAUGUGGAGUUUGUGACGCUGUUGGAACCUCCAGAGGAUCAGGAAAAUGAAGGGCUCGGGUGGAGGGCUGCAGUCCGACCUGCUGACCACCCCGUGGCUAACUUUGAGUUUGAUGUUGUGGUCGGGGCUGACGGACGCAGGAAUACUCUGGAAGGUUUCAAAAGGAAGGAGUUCAGGGGCAAACUGGCGAUAGCCAUCACAGCCAACUUCAUCAACAGGAACACCACUGCAGAGGCCAAAGUAGAAGAGAUCAGCGGCGUGGCCUUCAUCUUCAACCAGAAGUUCUUUCUUGACCUCAAAGAGGAGACUGGUAUCGAUCUGGAGAACAUUGUGUACUACAGGGACAACACGCAUUACUUUGUCAUGACUGCCAAGAAACAGAGCCUGCUGGACAAAGGAGUCCUCAUUAAUGAUUACAUCGACACCCAGAUGCUGCUGUGCAGUGAAAAUGUCAACCAGGAAGCUCUUCUGUGCUACGGCCGAGAGGCCGCUGACUUUGGCACCAACUACCAACUUCCCACGCUGGAUUUUGCCAUGAACCACUGUGGGCAGCCAGAUGUAGCAAUGUUUGACUUCACCAACAUGUACGCCUCUGAGAACGCUGCUCUGGUCAGGGAGAGAUUUGGACACCAGCUGCUGGUAUCACUGGUUGGUGACAGUCUGCUAGAGCCCUUCUGGCCCAUGGGGACGGGAUGCGCCAGAGGCUUCCUGGCUGCCUUUGACACGGCCUGGAUGGUGAACAGCUGGGCUCAGGGUCGGACAGCUCUGGAGGUGCUGGCAGAGAGGGAGAGUAUUUACAGACUACUUCCUCAGACAACAAAUGAAAACAUUGCCAAAAACUUUGAUCAUUACACCAUAGACCCGGGGACUCGAUACCCCAACCUCAACUCCUCUUGUGUCAGGCCACACCAGGUGCGUCACUUGUUCAUCAGCAAAGAGCUGAAUUCCUGCUCUCUGGAGCGUUCUGCUACCAUCCGUCGGCCGGUCAACCUCUGCAGACGGGAGUCCGAGAUUAGACCGGCGAGGCUGCUUACCUGGUGCCAGAAACAGACCGAGGGCUACAGGAAUGUGAUGAUAACAGACUUGACGUCUUCUUGGAAAAGCGGUAUCGCUCUCUGCGCCCUCAUCCACAGGUUCAAACCCCAGCUGAUAGAUUUUGACUCAUUAAAUGAGGAAGACCACUCUGCAAACCUCCAGCUGGCUUUAGACAUCAGUGAGCAGGAAUUUGGUAUCAAAUCGUUUACAUCUGUGAAGGAGCUGAGUCCCGAUGAGCAGCUGGAUAAGAGCCGGAUGGUCACCUACCUGUCCAAGUUCUACGAGCUGUUGCGCGGCACACCUCUAUCUGCCUCAGGUUCCAGGGGAGUGGAUGAAAACAAUGAAGAUUAUCCAUCUAAGGAAGUCAGAAGUAAUAAUAACGUACUCAACCUUGCUCUGCCCAGGAAACGGGUACCGAAGGAUGAAAAGAAGUCCGACGGUCCAGAUCCCAUUUACAAAAGGAGGCGGAAACUCUGCAGUUAUCUGGAGGAGGCCACCAAUAUGUCGAGUAACGGCUCUGCAGUGCCAGAGGACCGAGAGCCCAAAGAAAACAAAGUGCGCUCAAUGGCGACUCAGUUGCUGGCCAAGUUUGAAAACACAGCCAGCUACACGGUCCGGAGAAAACAGUCAGACUGUGGGAGGUCCUCCCCACUUCAAACUCUUGACCUGGCUGAGGAUGUGCCCAUUAAACUCAGGCCUCCGGUCCCACCUGAACCUCCUCCUGAGAUGCAGUUUGAGGUCAGUCUCAGAAAAACUGCACAGCACUUAGUGCGCCUGCCUCCAAAGACUCUGCCCAAACCUCAGUCCCAGCAUCCAUUUUGUGGAGUGAAGCUCAGACAUGUUGACCGGAUGCUCCCUGAGAUGAAGCCCCAGCCUCAGCCGGAGAGUGCAGACCGGCCUGCUUCUUCUUCUCCCUCCUGCCGCUCGGCAAUCCAUUUCAUGACGAGAGUGCUCCAGCGCCUCAGGGAGGUGGACGAACACGUCUCUGAGAAAAAAGCUCAGACGCAACAGGCUAGAGAGUUUCACUCAAAGAGUAUAAAGGAAAAAGCUGUUCACCUUAGUGGGUUGGUCUCAUCAGACAGCUCGGCUGUACUCCAGGGCGGCUCGGUGCGAAGGGCGUUCCCCCCGUCGGGUGACAAGUGUCACUCCUGCGAGAGGCGUGUCUACAUGGUGGAGAGGGUCUGUGCCGAGGGACUCCACUUCCACAGGGAGUGUUUCCGCUGUUCCACCUGCAGCUCUGCCCUGCGACAGGGAGCACAUGCAUUUGACUCUGAACAGGGAAAACUGUACUGCAAACUUCAUUUCGAUCAACGCAACAACAGGACAAACCUACAGAGGACUUUCUCUCUGCGCUCAACUCGAGCUGGAGCUCAGGAGCGAUGUGUGGAUGAUGGACAGAGCUCGGAGUCCAGCAGCACAGCAGCCCUGCCGAGUGAACCCUCAGCAGGUAUCUUCAGCUCGUUCACGAGGAAGCACCUGAGCCGGCCUCUGAGUGUGAUUCGUGCCGUGUGUAACACCCCCAGCUAUCUGUCCCAUCGUGUGUGUAGUACAGCACAGGCCCUCGGCGGCCACCUGAGGGCCAAUGCCCGGGACUAUGCGUCCCUGUACGAGCUGCUGAGUAUGAGCUUGCCCCUGCUGCUUGUUCUCCAAGAGGUCCUGCUGCACAUGUACACAGAGGCUGUGCCUGAUGAGCCCAGCUCUCUGCAGCCUCUGCUGCUGUGGCUGCAGGAGCAUAUCGGCCACACGCUCAUCUAGACACUCAGCAGACUCCAGCUUUUGUCAUAAAACCAUUUGUAGCCGUGCACAAGCACCUUUUGUAUUGUUUACUUUUUUAUGAUACUGCUCUCGGUGUCUUGGAUUUACUCGUACAUCAGUCAAAGAAGGGACACUGUAGGUUGCUAAUGCUACUUUUUUGCAAAUUACCAAAGGGUUUAAUGAAAGCUGCACCAAAUAUGUUUGCCUUGGGUUUGAUGUGGAAGCUGCACAUAAUUUUCACAGUUAGAAUAAGGUAAACAAAUAGAUUUAAUGUCGUUAGAAUGAAAAGAAAAACGGGCCACAGUCGGUGCACUUGAUACUGCUGAGGUCAUCUUGCUGUCGAACUUUUUAGAAAACUGUCUUGGAAAAUGAACCUUGCCGUUAAACUGGCUUAACUCAGGUUAUGACUGACUAGAUUGAUGCACUUUAUUUGUGGGAACUGCCUCGUCACUGCAGCGUUAAACUGUCGCAUUAAAAAGCCAGCGCGCAUGUUAACGCUGACCACCAGACAGGUUUUCUUUUGACUAUGCAUAUGUGCUUUUGACUGAUGCUUUUUUUUCUUGAAUGUCUGUUUUAUGCACAACAAUUUGCUCAUAAUUUUAUACUUUCACCAUUCGGCUUACUUUCAUGAGCAGUUUUUAUUGAUUCUUAAACGGAUAACUCCAAAGAAUCUGGUGAGUUUCUCUCAGUUUUUAGUUCUCCUUUGCUGCCAUCUACUGUUGACUUUCAGAAAGACUGAAAACAAAAUGAGAUUCCCCACCCCUUCAUUUUUUUUUUUAAACCUCUAUGCAGAACGUUACAGACAAUUACAUUUCAAGUUAUUGAUUUUUGAUUCAUCUUCUGGUUUACUGUCGUCGAUAGAAGCUGGUGAGAAUGCUGUGAUGUGUUUGAAUGUGCUUGCCACUCUUCAAGCAUGGUGUUGCCUCUUUAACUGGAAGCUACACAGUUGCUUCCUUUUCAGAUACACGAAUCUAUUGAUGCCUAUGAAGCACUUCAUGCUCAUGAGUUUGGUUGAUUUAAUAUUUGAAAAUGAUAUUCGCAAACACUUCAGGCAUUAUUUUAAGGAUUUACAGCAUGUUUUGCUGGAUAUGAUGAUUUUUUUCGUCAGCUCCAUUAAGUUAAUUUACUAUAUCUGCUGCAUUUAAUAUGAGCUGGUUGACAGUGUUAUAAGAUGCCAAAGAACUGUUCUCGCACACAAUGACUGGACUUGUGUAUCAUUUAUUUUAUACAUCGGUAUGACGACUUUCAAUGUGUAAUGGUGGCCACAUGCACAUAUGGCCUUCAUUAUAAAUGUCAGUAUUUUACUUUGUUUUCAUAAAAAAUUCUACCUGUU